Messenger RNA from Hibiscus syriacus, 3908 nucleotides. Its product is annotated as putative phospholipid-transporting ATPase 9. Gene Ontology annotation, molecular function: magnesium ion binding; ATP binding; ATPase-coupled intramembrane lipid carrier activity. The transcript is spliced from 11 exons. The record is from RefSeq and is a predicted model, not a curated record. Gene Ontology annotation, biological process: phospholipid translocation. Gene Ontology annotation, cellular component: plasma membrane. NCBI's taxonomy places the organism in Eukaryota, Viridiplantae, Streptophyta, Magnoliopsida, Malvales, Malvaceae. The coding region runs from base 116 to 3706 and encodes 1196 amino acids.
AUAGCAUUCAUGAUCAUGAUCUGCAGUUGCUGAGGGGGAAAAAGAAAGUUAUUUUAGUGUUUACUAUGUUUUUGAUCCUUUGAAACCACUUGGGAUUGGAUUAAAAUUGUGAAGAAUGGUUGGUGCCAGGCGAAGAAAGCAGCAUUUUAGCCGAAUACAUGCUUUCUCAUGUGGGAAAGCAUCUUUCAGAGGUGAUCAUUCAUUGAUAGGAGGGCCUGGCUUCUCAAGGGUUGUAUAUUGCAAUGACCCUGAAUGUUUUGAGGCCAGUCUUCACAACUACAACGACAAUUAUGUUCGGAGUACAAAGUAUACGCUAGCGACCUUCUUUCCGAAAUCGUUGUUCGAGCAAUUCAGGAGGGCUGCCAAUUUUUAUUUUCUCAUAUGUGCUGUUCUGGCUUUUACACCACUCUCUCCUUACUCUGCUGUUAGCAAUAUUCUUCCAUUAGUUGUUGUUAUAGGAGCUACUAUGGGAAAAGAGGCCGUCGAAGAUUGGAGACGGAAAAAACAGGACAUUGAGGUCAACAACCGGGAAGUUAAAAUGCAUCAAGGUGAUGGUGUUUUUGAACAUACAAAAUGGAUGGAUUUGAAAGUUGGAGAUAUAGUGAAGGUGGAAAAGGAUGAAUUCUUUCCUGCAGAUCUCAUUUUGCUCUCAUCAAGUUAUGAGGAAGCUAUUUGCUAUGUUGAAACGAUGAACCUCGAUGGUGAAACCAAUUUGAAACUAAAACAAGCAUCGGAUGUAACAUCAAGUUUGCAUGAGGAUUCAAGCUUUCAGAAUUUUAAAGCUGUCAUCAGAUGUGAAGACCCGAAUGCGAAUCUGUACUCUUUCGUUGGUAGUUUGGAACUUGGAGAUGAACAACAUCCUCUAUCUCCUCAGCAGCUUUUACUUAGGGACUCCAAAUUACGGAACACGGAUUAUAUCUUCGGUGUAGUUAUCUUCACAGGCCGUGACACAAAGGUCAUUCAAAAUUCAACAGAACCUCCUUCGAAGAGAAGCAAGGUCGAGAAGAGGAUGGAUAAGAUUGUGUACUUUCUGUUUGCUGUCCUAGUUGUGCUGUCGAUUAUCGGGUCGAUUUUCUUUGGCAUAGAGACUAGAGAGGACCUUGAAAAUGGAGUAAUGACCAGAUGGUACCUUAGACCGGAUGAAACAACAAUUUAUUAUGACCCGAAGAGGGCAGCAGUAGCAGCAAUUUUGCAGUUUUUGACAGCCCUCAUGCUGUAUUCAUAUUUGAUUCCUAUUUCCUUGUAUGUAUCCAUUGAAAUUGUCAAAGUUCUCCAGAGUAUUUUCAUCAACCAAGAUCUGCACAUGUACUAUGAAGAAGCCGACAAGCCAGCACGUGCUCGGACCUCGAAUCUAAAUGAAGAACUUGGCCAGGUUGACACUAUACUUUCUGAUAAAACUGGAACUUUGACUUGCAAUUCCAUGGAAUUUAUCAAAUGUUCUAUAGCUGGAACAUCUUAUGGUCAUGGAAUCACCGAAGUUGAAAGAGCUCUCGCCUGGAGAAAGGGUUCGCCUUUGGCUCAAGAGGUAGCAGUGGUCGAGGGCCAAGUAAAGGAGGAGAACAAGGAAGAAAAGCCGGCUGUCAAAGGGUUUAAUUUUGUGGACGAAAGAAUCAUGAAUGGUAAUUGGCCAAACGAACCUCAUGAUGAUGUAAUCCAGAAGUUCUUACGACUAUUGGCUAUCUGUCAUACUGCAAUACCUGAGGUGGAUGAAGAAACUGGUAGAAUUUCCUAUGAAGCUGAAUCACCAGACGAGGCAGCAUUUGUGGUUGCAGCUAAAGAACUGGGAUUCGAGUUUUAUGAAAGGACACAAACAAGCAUUUCAUUAUACGAGUUCAAUCUCUCUGGGAAAAAAGUCAAAAGAUCUUAUGACCUAUUGAACAUCUUGGAGUUUAGUAGCUCGAGAAAGAGGAUGUCUGUGAUUGUGCGGAAUGAGGAGGGCAAGCUGCUGCUACUUUGUAAAGGUGCAGACAGUGUCAUGUUCGAAAGACUUGCAAAGAAUGGACAAGAAUUUGCAGAGCAAACCAAGGAGCACAUUGAAGAAUAUGCUGAUGCUGGUUUAAGGACUUUGGUACUUGCAUACCGUGAAAUAGACGAGGAAGAAUAUGUUAAGUUCAAUGAGGAAUUCACGGAAGCCAAGAAUGUAGUGAGCGCAGAUCGGGAGGAAAUGAUCGAGGAAGUGGCGGAGAAAAUCGAGAGGGAUUUGAUUCUUCUUGGUGCUACAGCUGUUGAAGACAAACUUCAAAAUGGGGUUCCGGAAUGCAUCGACAAACUUGCACAAGCCGGGAUCAAGAUAUGGGUUUUGACAGGAGAUAAGAUGGAGACUGCCAUUAAUAUUGGCUUUGCCUGUAGUUUGCUUAGACAAGGAAUGAAGCAAGUUGUAAUAAAUUCUGAGACUCCGGAAAACAAGGCAUUGGAGAAAUCUGGGGAUAAAACCGCUGCUGCAGCGGCAUGCAAGGCAAGCGUUAUCCAGCAGAUAGCUGAAGGGAAGCAGCUGCUUGCUUCAUCGAAUGAAAAUUCCGAGGCAUUGGCUUUGAUUGUCGAUGGAAAAUCAUUAACGCAUGCUCUGGAAGAUGAUGUCAAAGAUAGUUUCCUAGAACUUGCUAUUGGAUGUGCAUCCGUUAUUUGCUGUCGUUCAUCUCCUAAACAGAAGGCUCUAGUUACAAGACUGGUUAAAACUAAAACGGGAAGUACAACUCUGGCAAUCGGUGAUGGAGCAAACGAUGUCGGUAUGCUUCAAGAAGCCGAUAUUGGAGUUGGUAUCAGUGGUGUAGAAGGAAUGCAGGCUGUCAUGUCAAGUGACAUCGCGAUUGCUCAGUUCCGAUAUUUGGAGCGCUUGCUUCUUGUGCACGGGCAUUGGUGUUACAGGCGGAUUUCAUCCAUGAUAUGCUAUUUCUUUUACAAGAAUAUUGCUUUUGGUUUCACUAUCUUCUUCUUCGAGAUAUACGCAUCAUUCUCCGGACAAGCUGUAUACAACGAUUGGUUUCUGUCCCUCUAUAAUGUCUUCUUCACAUCACUUCCGGUGAUCGCUCUUGGAGUUUUCGACCAAGACGUCUCAUCCCGUUUGUGUCUUAAGUUUCCUCUAUUAUAUCAAGAAGGCAUACAGAAUGUCCUAUUUAGCUGGCUUAGGAUCCUCGCAUGGGCGUUUAACGGAGUUCUAAGUGCUACAAUCAUCUUCUUCUUCUGCAUCCGAGCAAUGCAGCAUCAAGCCUUCCGCAAAGGCGGGGAAGUUGCCGGUUUAGAAGUCCUCGGCGCCACCAUGUAUACGUGUGUCGUGUGGGUCGUGAACUGCCAAAUGGCAUUAUCGAUCACUUAUUUUACAUACAUUCAACAUCUCUUCAUAUGGGGUGGCAUAAUAUUGUGGUAUAUCUUCCUCAUGGCAUACGGAGCCAUGGACCCGAACAUAUCGACUACUGCCUACAAGGUCUUUAUUGAAGCCUGUGCGCCUGCAGGGUCGUUUUGGCUUCUUACACUCCUCGUGCUGGUAACCUCACUUCUCCCAUAUUUCGCUUAUUCGGCCAUCCAAAUCCGAUUUUUCCCCAUGUACCAUCAGAUGAUACAGUGGAUUCGAUCCGAUGGGCAAUCCGACGACCCCGAGUACUGUCACAUAGUGCGACAGAGAUCGUUACGCCACACUACAGUUGGUUAUACUGCACGGUUUGAAGCAAAAUCGAGAAGCUCAGAAGAGAGAGGUGAAGGUCAUCGAUGAUCGCCUUUUUUUCCCACUAUUUUCGACCAAAAGAUGGUCUGUAUAUUAUGCUGCUAGGAUUUCUUUCAAAUGUACAUAUUUAAACACCAAGAAAAAAGUUGUUUCUUGUCAAGAAAGUUAUGUCUGUAAGAUGUUCUUACCAACUUACGAUGCAGUCUCGAAUCCGACAUUAUGGUUCGAAUUUAGAACCAUCAUUUUUGUG